UUGUUUUGACUGUUGAGUUGCUAGCUGAUGAUUCCUAGCCAUGUAAAUAUGUGAUCCAUUACCAACGAACUUAUAGUGUGCGGCUGUCGCAAAGUCAAAGAGAAGCUAGGGAAGCGGGAGGCAAUAGUUGGCUACGUUAACUUAACUGGAUCCAUUUGAUUCAUGGAUGGAGGCUGAACCAUGGAUAUUACCAGAGCAAGAUGAGUUGUCGAUGACAUUACACAAUUCUGCUGUCACAAUGAACAGCGAGGAAGAAUUCUACGAUGCUGAGACAGGCUUGGAAUCAGGUGAUGACUUAUCUGAUGUUAGUUUUAAAGAUGCCCUAGUGAAUGACUGUAAGGAUUCAUCAAACGCCAUCAGACCACAAGAUAAUGGAGUGUGGGAGCGAAGGAAAACCCUGCCUGCUCCAAUGAUCUCUAGAAGUGAUUACAGUGUAUGGGGCAUACUGAAGAAAUGUGUUGGCAUGGAUCUGUCCAAGAUAACGAUGCCCAUCGUGUUCAAUGAGCCCCUGAGUUUCCUUCAGAGAAUGUCAGAGUAUAUGCAGCACACUCAUCUCAUCCACAAAGCCUGCACCCUGUCAGACUCCAUAGACCGCAUGCAGCUUUUCUCUUGUGUUAUUUCUCUCUGCCAGGUGGUAGCUGCUUUCGCUGUUUCUUCUGUGGCAUCUCAGUUGGACAGAACUGGAAAACCAUUUAACCCUCUGCUGGGAGAGACCUAUGAACUUACACGUGAGGAUGAGGGGUACAGAUUUAUCACUGAACAAGUGAGCCACCACCCACCUAUUAGUGCCUUCCAUGCCCAGUCUCUGAAGCAGGAGUUUGAGUUCCACGGUUCCAUCCAUCCCAAACUUAAGUUCUGGGGCAAGAGUGUGGAGGCUGAGCCUAAAGGCACUAUGACACUGGAGCUGCUCAAACAUAAAGAGGCAUAUACAUGGACAAACCCUUUCUGCUGUGUACAUAACAUCAUCAUGGGCAAGCUCUGGAUUGAGCAGUACGGAACUGUGGAAAUAGAAAAUCACCACACAGGGGACAGGUGUGUGUUGAACUUCAAGCCCUGUGGCCUGUUCGGUAAAGAACUUCACAAAGUGGAGGGGCAUAUUCAAGAUAAGAGUAAGAAGAAGCGCCGUGUGCUCUAUGGAAAGUGGACAGAAUGUAUGUACAGUGUGGAUCCUAAGAUGUAUGAAGCCAGCAAGAAUAAGGGAGAUGCUAAGAUAAAGACACAGCAGCAAUGUGCUGGAGAAGAGACUGAGGGUGGACCAGAGGUUCAAGAGACUGUUGCUGUGAUACCAGGAAGUGCCUUACUAUGGAGAAUAGCCCCACGACCUCCAGAUUCAGAACAGAUGUAUAACUUCACCCGCUUCACCAUGACUCUGAAUGAGCUGGAACCUGGCAUGGAGAGGCUUCUGGCCCCCACAGACUGCCGUUUGAGACCUGAUAUCAGAGCCAUGGAGAAUGGAGACCUUGACACAGCACAUGUAGAGAAGGACAGGUUAGAGGAAAAACAGAGAGUGGGACGCAAGGAACGUUCAAAUGCGGAAGAAGAGUGGCUAACUAGGUGGUUUCAGUUGGGAUCAAACCAUCACACAGGAGCCCAGGACUGGCUAUACAAGGGGAAAUACUUUGAUAGGAAUUAUACUAACUGUCCUAACAUUUACUGAUGGGUUAAGAGGGACUAAAGGGACUGUCAGGUUUACCAUCGGUGAUGUCACCAGACCACCCACCCCUCACCUCUCCCCGCUGAUGUGACUGUUUACCCUUAUCAUUUAUAAUGAAUUGAUGUAGGCCUGUUUAUGUUCAUUUUUAGCACUGAGGCAAUUGAGAAAUUAAUGUCUGACAGAUUGGUUUUCAUUUUUUGAGUGAGAGGGGAAAAUUUGAGCAACUGACAAAAAGACAAUUUAAGAAACUAUUCAGAUUUUGAUAUCCUUUUACACAUGUCAAUCUUCUGAUAUCCCUGGCUUAUUAACUGGAAGAAUCCCAUCUAUUUCUGAUGGUUCUAUUUAUUACUAUUACCCAUAGUUUAAAAGACUAUAUCCAGUACUGACAAUAUGUGGUGGUAGGCAUUGUUCAGCAUUGUUCUGGGGCCAGUUUUCCAAGUUAUUUACCUGAUAUUUAAUACAGUCUGUUUUUGAGGUAAAAAGGUGAAUUCGGGACAAAUGGUCACAUGGAUGGGGCUCACCUAAUAGUCAGGUUAAUUUCUAUGGUAAUGUAUGACCUACCACUAACGCGCGCAGAGGCUGGAAUUAAAUUAUUGGGAUUUCCUCCCUCUUAUAAAGAUUGUGUCCACAUCACAUUCAUUUGGUCAAGACUGAUCAAGUGCUUUAUUAAUCUAAUAUCUGUGAAUUAAACAGUUUAAUAUUCAAAUAUCACAUGGGCAGUGGCACAGUGGUCUAAGUGACUGAGGCAAGGUUCAGCCAAGAGGGUGCGCCCAGUCCGAUCAAUAAAAGUCGCUGUGCAUUGAUACCAAAGUACUUCAGAGAUAAGUUAUAAAAUUCAACAUUGCCAAUUUCACUCAAAUUUGUAAGAUAACCUUUUCAUUUUGACUUUGGCACAAAAUAAAAUAUGUCUAACAAAACA
This is a messenger RNA of Esox lucius (northern pike), 2573 nucleotides long. Its product is annotated as oxysterol-binding protein-related protein 2-like. NCBI's taxonomy places the organism in Eukaryota, Metazoa, Chordata, Actinopteri, Esociformes, Esocidae. Gene Ontology annotation, cellular component: membrane; intracellular membrane-bounded organelle; cytosol. The record is from RefSeq and is a predicted model, not a curated record. Gene Ontology annotation, molecular function: cholesterol binding. The transcript has 14 exons. Bases 167 to 1657 code for a protein of 496 amino acids.